AUGAAUGAACCACUGAUCAAGUCCCUGCGAGUUUCUCUAGAACCGCGUCUUGAGGCUGCCUCACUUGAUGUCUCUGAUCAAGGGGUCGAGAGAUAUGCUCCUAAACAGACACCAAAAGACAAACUUGCACGGCAGAUCCCAAAAGUGUGGGAAGAACGCCACUUCCCUACACUGACACUAGACUCUCUUGGCACAGCAGCAGCUGACACAACUGAUCAAGCAGAAAAGAAGGAGGAAGAGAAAGCACUUGGGCCGAAACGUCAUGAUGAAUUAGUACUUAUGAGACACCAUAUAAUAAAUGCUGUCGGAGAAUCGUCUAAUGAGAUGGGAGUUGGAAUAGGUCUGCUGAACGCUAUAUUAGCAAGCGUUAACCAAAAUUUCAAUCCUACAACUCCGCUACCAGUCGCAGCAGGAACAAUUGAUUAUCGUUAUCAAAAUCCACCAAAACCAAAUAAAGUUGCUCGGGUGCAGAAUGUCAAACUGAUAUUAGGAUCAAAGAGAAAGCAAUUACGUGGAGCAGCUGACAUGCUAUUAUCCAGAGCAGAGAAUCUUAAUGUUGUUGUAGAUAAUGAACGUACAUUCUGGUCAGAAGCGUUAUUGUUAAGGCAGAAUAAUUGGUGCAUGGGUGCUGGACUUGCUGGAAAGCAGAUAUCUGUAAAUUAUGGGUACCAUAAUGCUGGUUCACUAUAUGAAAAUCCAGUAUUUGCCCAGAUACUUAGAACGCCCGGGAGGAAACAAAUCGUGUUAUCAUUGCCGCAAAAACCAAGGAAAAUUGUAAAAGUACGACUAGAGCGAAGGUAUGAACACUCUCCCUUCAGAGGAGAGACUGACGCUAUUCAAGUGAAUUCCUCAUUCAAGAAUAACGCGCCUUCUGGAUUAGAAAUCCAUGAACAACUCCUUGCUGCUCAGUCUGCAAUAUUCGAAGCCGAGCUGUUUGACCAGAUAAGUCAGGAAGCAGGGACGUUGGCAGGCUCAAAAAUGAUAGAAAAUGAAAUUUCAAUUCCUGUAUAUGAUAAUAUCGAUUUGAUCAUCGAACGGGCUAGCUUAGUCACGGAUGAAAGUCAUCAAAUAGAACAGCCGAUAUCUCCAAUGCAGGAUAUACCACGUGUGGAAGAAUCAUCUACGUGUUCGAUUUUAAAACUGGCUAUGGAUCUGUUAUUGAGACGACACCAUCGACGAAAUAUUGAGAAACAGCAAAGACGCGUCUUAAGUGGUUGGAAAGACAGCCCAAGUACCGAAUCCCCAUCAUCAAACGAUCAAUAUAGGGCCAAGGAUCGCAACCCAUCUCCAUCCAUGACCGGACAAGUUCUCUCACAACCACUUCAUUUACUUAAGUAUUACUUCUUCUGCACGAGUGUACGCGAAAUUAUAACAAACACCACAAAGCCUCUACGGAAUGGAGGGUUUCCAGCGGAGAUACAUUGUCUCACUAGCUUAACUGGCGGUGCAGUGUUUGUUGAUGAUAUUUUGAAGAAGACCGGAGAACUGAUUGGUGCGAAAGUGUCUGAUGAAAGCGGGCGGAGAAGAGGUCUGGAGAAGGAAAGGAGAAAGGAUAGUAAAGAGGAACUGUUUGUUGGAACAUACAGCCUUCGUUUUAUGCUCGAGUCACCCUCAACGGUAGUGAUCCAUCUUCCGCAUGCCACCCUUCGAACGCGUGAAUUGAAUGAAUUUUCCGUGUUCCUUUCCCGCGAGUUUAGACAUUUGCUGCUAAAAAUAGUCUAUCGGGAACUGACUCAGUUGGCUAUCGCUGGUAGCGUGUGGGAAGGGGACUGGGUAGUGGAUAGAGCAGCAUUGAUUAUUUCGAGACAUAUUCCCAUUACACCAGUCACAAUUGAACAUAUGCCCAAAAGAGACAAGAACAGUAUUUGGAGGCGCCCUAUAGAAAUCACAAUAAGCCAUGAUAGUAGCUGUAGCAGGCUAGUGCUGCGCAUCACAUCAUUAGGGGCACCAAGAACGCUAGGAUGGAAUCCUGUAUGUCACGAGUUGGUCGUUGGAAGUCAUGAAAAUAUUUUUGGAAACAGCGGAAAGACGAACUUUGGUGCUAGGGUGAGAGAUUUCCUGAUAGGAAUAAAAUAG
Molecule: messenger RNA, 2076 nt
Organism: Paraglomus occultum
Lineage: Eukaryota; Fungi; Glomeromycota; Glomeromycetes; Paraglomerales; Paraglomeraceae
Source: the annotation of a GenBank genome assembly